Lactuca virosa is the source of this 1394-nucleotide messenger RNA. Lineage: Eukaryota; Viridiplantae; Streptophyta; Magnoliopsida; Asterales; Asteraceae. The record is from the annotation of a GenBank genome assembly.
AUGAAAGAAGAAAUCGGGAAGCACCUCCAGUGCUUGACCGAUUCGAAGAAGGAGAAGGAUGAAAACAAUGGUGGUGGAGUGUGGUUCGGUGGUGGCAGACCCGUCAACAGAGGAAGAGUCGUCGAGCCCGACAAUUAUCUUGGCUUCCUAGACCUCGUCGCGGGAAGGAAUCGAGGGAGUAGCUGUGAUGGUCGACAAUUUCAGGGGGUGGCACGGUUGGUUACACCAUUCAAUUACAAGGAUCUGCAUGACAUGAACGCAACACUGAAUGGUCUUCUUCUUCCUGAUGUUGGAAUUCGAGAAAUCAGCCUUGCACUCCCCGACUUCCAUGCUCGUUUUUCAGUCACCAGAAAGAUCUACCAUUACAAGAUUUAUAACGACACUGUCUUGGACCUAUUCCAUCGUCUCUAUGCUUAUCACAAUCUUUCCGAACUCAAUGUAUCUGUCAUGAAAGAAGCAGCCAAGUAUUUUGUAGGGCAACAUGAUUUUUCUUCUUUCGCCAAUAAACAACGCAAUGAUCACGUAGUCAAUCCAGUCAAGAAUAUAUCUCGAGUGGAUAUAAUCGAAAAGGGACCUAUUUUGCAGGUUGAGGUUUAAGAGGAUAUUUAGGAUUUUGCAAGUUAUGUAAUGUUUGUUUGAGGCUUAAUUGUGCAUUUAGAAAUAAUAUCUAGAUUCUAGUAACAAUAUGAUACUUAACCAUAAUGAGAGCUCAUAAAUAUUUCUCAACAAUACCCAUAUCGCCAUUAUUGAAGGUGGGAAUCGAAUAGGAGGAAGGAUUAACACUUCAGAGUUUGGUGGUGACAGAAUUGAAAUCGGUGCUACUUGGAUCCAUGGAAUUGGGGGUAGCCCAGUUCAUAAAAUAGCUCAAGAAAUCAAUUCCUUGGAAUAAGACAAGCCAUGGGAGUGUAUGGAUGGGUUUCUUGAUGACCCAAUCACCAUAGUUGAUAAUGGGUUUACGUGUUAAAUGAAGGAGAAAAGGGGUGAAUUGAGGGCUGAAACCGAGAGGGCAACAACUCUUUUCUUACUCUCGGUAUUGGUGAGUUUCAAACGGAGAAAGGGGCUGAAAGAUGAGGGAGUUUGAGAGGUUACAGUGAGGAGGAAGAUGAGAAUGAUUGCUAGCUGUAACUUCAUGAUCUCAAGCAGAUUUUUGGAAGACUUCUGUUGAUUUUUGGAGUCCUACAUAAUCUAUGGGAGAUUGCAUAAGUGCAAAGAUAAAUUUCCCUUCAAGACAUAGAUCAUGUGCUUUCCUAUACAUAUGUGAAUGUGUGUGAGGUGAGAAGAAAUCGAGAGUGAGAGAAAGAUGGGUAAAAGCUGGAUAUUCAUUUGUAUUAGUGCAUACUUCUAACAGAUUUAAUGUAUAUUUUUAGGUUUAAUAAUGUUGUUUGCAUGUGGGU